This is a messenger RNA of Trachemys scripta elegans, 2272 nucleotides long. RefSeq names its product kinesin light chain 3 (gene KLC3). Gene Ontology annotation, biological process: axo-dendritic transport. The coding region runs from base 305 to 1885 and encodes 526 amino acids. Lineage: Eukaryota; Metazoa; Chordata; Testudines; Emydidae. The record is from RefSeq and is a predicted model, not a curated record. Gene Ontology annotation, cellular component: cytoplasm; membrane-bounded organelle; kinesin complex. Gene Ontology annotation, molecular function: kinesin binding. The transcript has 13 exons.
CGCUCCUGGCAGACCCCGGAUCAGCGCCGGGAGGGCAAAGGGCUCUGGGCCGGGGACGUCGCUGGGGUCAGGCCCGGCCCCGGGGAAGCGGGACACGCGCUGCAGCCCCGGUGCCCCGCGCCCCUCUGCCGUGGGGGGGCCGCCCCGCCCCGCCCCAGAUGGCCCAGGGAGGGGGUGGAGCCCGGUGCAUUGUGGGUGCCGCCCAUGGCCGCGGCAGGUGAGCGAUGAGCCGGGGGAGGGCAGCGGCUCCGGGCGCGGCGCAGGCGGCGGAUGCUCCGGCCCGGCUGGCAGGCUCAGCUGUGCCAUGUCCCUGAUGGUGGAGGUCGGCGAGAGCCAGCUGGGGAGGAUGACGGCAGAUGACAUCAUCGCUGGCACGCGGCAGGUGGUGAAGGGGCUGGAGGCGCUGCGGAACGAAAACAGGGGCAUCUCACAGCGGCUGCAGGAGGCCCUGAUCCAGGGCCAUGGGCAGGAGGAGCCGCCGGGGGGCCAGGCCCUGCAGCUCCUGGAGGAGAAAUACGACCUCGUCCGCAAGUCCCUGGAGGGGAUUGAGCUGGGGCUUGGCGAGGCAAAGAUGAUGAUCGCGCUGUCGUCCCACAUCGGGGCACUGGAGGCCGAGAAGCAGAAGCUGCGGGCGCAGGUAAAGAGGCUCUGCCAGGAGAACCUGUGGCUGCGCGAGGAGCUGGCGGGGACCCAGCUGCGGCUGCAGCAGAGCGAGGAGAUGGUGGCGCAGCUGGAGGAGGAGAAGAAACACCUGGAGUUCCUGAACCAGCUGAAGCAGUACGACACCAAGGAGGAGCAGCCGGAAAAGGACGACGCCCAGAAGCGGAAGGAUAGCCUGGCCUCCCUGUUUGCCAGCGACGAGGAUGAGCAGCGGCAGGGGAGCCAGCCGACCAGCACGGCCAUGGCAGCGGCACAGCAGGGCGGCUACGAGAUCCCGGCGCGGCUGCGCACGCUGCACAACCUGGUGAUCCAAUACGCCUCGCAGGGGCGCUACGAGGUGGCCGUGCCGCUCUGCAAGCAGGCGCUGGAGGACCUGGAGAAGAACUCUGGACACAGCCACCCUGACGUGGCCACCAUGCUCAACAUCCUGGCGCUGGUGUACAGGGACCAGAACAAGUACAAGGAGGCCACGGACCUGCUGAACGACGCUCUGGACAUCCGGGAGCAGGCCCUGGGUGUGGAGCACCCGGCGGUGGCCGCCACCCUGAACAACCUGGCCGUGCUGUAUGGCAAGCGGGGCAAGUACAAGGAAGCGGAGCCGCUGUGCAAGCGGGCGCUGGAGAUCCGCGAGAAGGUCCUGGGCCCCACGCACCCCGACGUGGCCAAGCAGCUCAACAAUCUGGCGCUGCUGUGCCAGAACCAGGGCAAGUUCGAGGAGAUGGAGCGGUACUACGAGCGGGCGCUGCGCAUCUACCAGAGCCAGCUGGGCCCCCACGACCCCAACGUGGCCAAGACCAAGAACAACCUGGCCUCCUCCUACCUGAAGCAGGGCAAGUACCAGCAGGCCGAGGAGCUGUACAAGGAGAUCCUCACCUCCCAUGACAAGGAGCGGGCAGCUGCCCACCACGGUGAUCUCGCAGCAGGCCAGAGCAGUGCAGACCCCCUGAGCCAGGAUGCCAUGGGCAGCGUGCGCCGGAGCAGCUCCUUCUCCAAGCUGCGGGAAUCCAUCCGGCGUGGCAGCGAGAAGCUCGUCUCCCGGCUGAAAGGCGAGAGCGUCCGGACCAUGGACCCCAACCCUGGGAUGAAACGCGCCAGCUCCCUGAACGUCCUGCAUGUGGGUGAGAGGCCACCAGUGCCAGCGGCUUCCCCAGCGGUGCCCAGCAGGAACCUGAGUGCCAGCAGCCAGAACCUCUCCCCCAGCAGCUCCCUCUCCAGUGCGGGCUGAGGCACUGGCACGACUAGGCCAGCUGGAGUCUCAGCUCUGCUUGCUACCAGCCCCCCCCCCGCAGCCUGCCCGUUAACCCUCCAGGGCGCAGAGUGCACAGAGCAAGGGGCACGGCUGGCUGCAGCCCAGCCAGCCCCCGGGUUGGACCUCACUGGAUGUGAUGAAUGUGCCCCCCCUCAACUAGGAGAGACUAAGCCGGUGCCUGCCCCCUACUGGGCUGCUCUGGCCCCAUAGCACAAGCUGCUCUUUCUCAGGAAGCCCCUGGGCUCGGCCUGGCCCUGCUCCAGCUGCCUUAACGCCCCCCCCGAUUGCAGGGGCCAGGGCUCGCUAUUUAUUCUAUUUAUAGGUGAGAGCAGAACAAGCACAACGUGAAUAAAGGUGUUUGGC